CUUGCUGCCCUCCCCCCCACCUCACAGACCUUCCCUUCGACGGAGCGCUCCUCAGCCUGCCCGCUGCCGCCCCCGGGCAGCCCCCGCAGUACGGCCCAAUCUCCUGGAUUGCUCGCGAUUCCUCCAAGCCGGGUCGGCCGGCGGUUGCUGGCGGCGCGGGCGAGGCAUGGGUGGUGCAGGCAGGGCCCCAGUGGAGCAAUGCGCGGCGGGGGGCGGAUGCGGCGCGGGUGGCGCGGGAGCUGCUGGAGGAGUUUGGGCGCCUGGUGCAGGUACCCCUGACGUACGCUGACGUGCUGCACGCGGAGGCUCACUGCUGGCGGGACGCCUACCCGCUCAACCCGCGGCCGCCACAGCCCUGGAGCCCCUGCCCCCAGCAGCAGCAGCAGCAGGAGGAGGGAGAGGAGGGAGAGGAGGGGGCGGGGAAGGCGGCGGCGGGGACAGCAGCGGGAACUGCAGCAGCGGCAGGAGCAGGAGCAGCAGCAGCAGCAGGUGGUGGCGAUGGC
This is a messenger RNA of Astrephomene gubernaculifera, 503 nucleotides long. The record is from the annotation of a GenBank genome assembly. NCBI's taxonomy places the organism in Eukaryota, Viridiplantae, Chlorophyta, Chlorophyceae, Chlamydomonadales, Astrephomenaceae.